UUAGUUAGUAAUUAUUAUUUCUGAAAGUAAAAGUAGAAUUCACCAAAUUUAGCGCUCAAAGAUUUAAACUAAAUAACAAGAAAACUCGUUUCUCUUGGAAUGUUAUUCAAUUGUUAUACCUUUUAAAGACUAUCAUUCGGUGCUAUGGAUAAGAAUUUUACAUAUAAUUUGACGUUUUUUAUUGAUGAAAACGGUACUCGUACGAGAUGGACACUUCAAAGUGAACAACCACCAAAAUUCAAUGAGGCUCUAAUGACAAGAACUAUUGUGUUUAGUCUAAUGUUUUUAAUGGCUUUGAUAGGAAACACAGCCACAAUAAUCCAAAUGUACAGAAUACGGAAGAGAAGAUCAACGAUAAAUAUAUUAAUUGUUAAUUUGGCAGUAGCUGAUUUGUUAAUUACAUUUUUUAUAAUGGGAGUUGAAGCCGCAUGGGCUUCGACAGUCCAGUGGUAUGCCGGAAACGUCAUGUGUAAACUUGUUAAAUUUGGUACUGCUACAGGUUUACUUGCGUCAACCUAUAUUACUGUUGUGAUCAGUUUGGACCGAUGUUGCGUAAUAAUGGACCCUAUCAGUCGUCACAAAGCUCCAAGACGAGUCAAAAUCAUGAUUGUUAUAUCUUGGAUACUCAGUGCCUUAUUUAGUUUACCUCAGGUUUUCAUUUUUAGUGUACUAAGAGGGCCAUUUGAGGAAGAUUUUUAUCAAUGUAUAGACAAAACCUACCCGAUGAAGCAAUAUCAGAAAAUGUACAACUUAUUUUCAUUGAUAACCCAGUUUAUGGUACCUUUAGGAAUAAUGGUUGUGUCGUAUGGUCUUAUAUUUUAUACAAUAUCUAAAUCAUCUAAAGAUUUCAGAGAGCCAGAAAAUGUUUCUUCGUCAUCAGAUAUUGCUAGAGGACAUGUUAGAAAUGUGUUUAUGCGGAAGGCUAAGCGAAAAGCAUUGAGAAUGUCAAUUUUUAUUGUUGGAACAUUAAUCAUAUGCUGGUUCCCUUACUAUGUCAUAUUUACCAAAAAAGUCUUCAGUGAUUCAGAGGAAACAUAUGAUAACACAUUAUUAACAGUUUUAACAACGAUUGGUCAGUCUAAUUCAGUAUUGAACCCUAUCAUAUAUGGAGCUUUCCAUAUGUGCAAGUUGCAUAAACCAAGAUUUAUGAAAAGAAACACAUCACCAGGUACAUGCGAUAAAAUGCCUUUUAUUCGUCGCAACCCAAAAACAGACGACGAACCAGCAAACGGUACAAAUAUGACAUUGCUAGGCAUGAGGCGGAAUACUGUUAUAAUGUGUAAAUGUAAUCAAACACCAGUUGUGUUACAAGAAUCAACAGUUCCAUGUAUCAUUAUUAUGUGUAAAUGUGAGGAAGGAGUAAAACCAAUAUCAGAGGAGGUGACAUCGUCUGGUGACACGUGAUAAACCACAACAACAUGUUACAUAUAUGUCAUGAAGGUGUCAAUACGAUGCCGGAGAUAUCGAAGUGAAAGUUAUUUUCAUAUAUUAUUGAAAUUAUCUUAUCAGGAUUUGAAGGUCAAACCCGUCUUGUCUAUUACUUUGUUUAUUUUCGGACAUUGGUAUUACCAUGAUAUAUUUGAAGUCGACAUUUUAUCGUUCCAGAAAAAGAUUUAAUUAAAUAUGUCAAACAUAUAAUUGGGUUCGUCAGACUCAUGCUUUGUCUACAUUGUAAAACUGAUCGGUAAAGUCGUAAAAAGGAAUUCGUUUCUUUCUAGCAGCAAAAAAACGUUAAUGGCGAAAUUAAUUCAAAUAUUAACGAUAUUAAAGACCUAUUUGUGGCAUCAACGUGUAGUUAAUACUGUCAGAAUACAACACAUAGAAGAUGAUCUUUUCUUUGCAUCUUACUGGGGUAAACCUGUUCAUAUUUUGUUUGAUACGUCUUUAUCUGUAUUCGAUUGAAAUGUCAUGAGGUAUAUUUUACAAACAAAGAAAUCUUAUGUUCUAUUCAAACUGUUAGGAGGGGGUUUAAUAUAGGAUAUACAAAAUCUUAAUCAACAGAUUACAGUUUUUAAUUUUCAAAUCGAUGUAUUAAGAAAAAACGACAUGUCAUUUGUAGUAUGCUUUACCUAUGUAUUUUUGCAAUUACUUGCAUAGAGCUACUAUUAUAUAUAUGGGUAAAGUAUAAGGUGUUUAGUAGAUACGAAAUAAAUAUAAAAAGACAUGAAAGGAACUUGAUUUGACAACCAUAGAAAAAUAAAAACUCAUGGAAAUUUAAACAUAUAGGUUGUUGUCAUGACUGCAAACUAUAGUUUAUGGCGUUCAUUGUCACUGAACUAGUCUAUAUAUAUAUAUAUUUGUUGAGAGGUCAGCUGAAGGACGCAUCCGGGUGAGAAAAUUUCUCUAUGCAUUGAAGACCUGUUGGUGACCUUCUGAUGUUGUCUGUUCUAUUGUCGAGUGGUUGUCUCUUUGACACAUUCCCCAUUUCCAUUCUCAAUUUUAUAUACAUUUGUUUUACAUUGAUUAUCUUCAAAGAUAUUUGUGUACCUUAAGAUUUAACUUUGUUUAUAUGGUUUGUUUGUUGUCUCGAUGAUUCAAAUUCAACAUCCUUUUUGGUUUACUAUGAUAUAGAAAGAAAUAGACACCCCCCUUUCAGAAAAAAUGUAAUAAGCUGGUACAAAUAGUUUUUUAUUUGAAUUUUUAACCAUCGUUCUGAUUAUUCCAGGACUUUCUGAAAUAUAUUGUAUCUCUCUAUCGUAUCAAAAUUAUAAAUACUCAAAUCAAUCAAUAUUAAUAUUGCUGUAUUCUAUUAAUCUGACAGCUGAUUGAAUGAAAAUUAUUCGCAGAAGUUUAUUUUUUUGGUUUAAUGUAUAUGUUUAACUGUCUUUCAAUUUGUGUCUGCUUAAUUGAUGAAAUAAUAGCUGGAACAAGGGGGAUAAUAAUCUGUUAAAUAGAAUGUUGAUUUGUUUUAUUGGUGUUUCA
Molecule: messenger RNA, 2922 nt
Organism: Mytilus trossulus (common blue mussel)
Lineage: Eukaryota; Metazoa; Mollusca; Bivalvia; Mytilida; Mytilidae
Product: gonadotropin-releasing hormone receptor-like
Exons: 4
Coding region: 145-1404 (419 amino acids)
Biological process (GO): cellular response to hormone stimulus; G protein-coupled receptor signaling pathway
Cellular component (GO): plasma membrane
Molecular function (GO): peptide binding; G protein-coupled receptor activity
Source: RefSeq, a predicted model, not a curated record